AUGUUGGAGGUAAAAAGAAGAACGUCAGACCUUAGGCAACACCACGCGUGCCCUGCAAUAGCCAGGAAACCCCUUCGAGAGAGAGAAAGGCAGGCUUUGAUGUCAGAAAACCUGGAUUCAAAUCGCAGGAACGUGGCCUCGGACCAAUCACUUAAUCUCUUUAGGUCUCAGACUCCACACCUCUCUAAUAAAAACAUGAGGCUCUGUGCUAAAGAUAUUCAGUGUGAAUUUGGAAGCGCCCUCGGUGGAUUUGAUGAUGGUGGGGGAGGGGAGGACACCUACUUUUACUCAACGUACACGUUUAAAUGCUUGUCUCCUCCGGAAAUACCCUCGCAGACACAUUUAGAAAUCGCGUUUACUCUGGCCCACUCAAGAGGGAUUUUUGAAACUGUGGAAAACGAACCUGUUAAUGUUGAAGAAUUAGCAUUCAAGUUCGCAGUCACCAGCAUUAACAGAAAUCGAACCCUGAUGCCUAACACCACGUUAACCUAUGACAUCCAGAGAAUUAAUCUUUUUGAUAGUUUUGAAGCCUCGCGGAGAGCCUGCGACCAGCUGGCUCUUGGUGUGGCUGCUCUCUUUGGCCCUUCCCACAGUUCCUCUGUCAGUGCCGUGCAGUCAAUUUGCAAUGCUCUCGAAGUUCCACACAUACAGACCCGCUGGAAACACCCAUCGGUGGACAACAAAGACUUGUUUUACAUCAACCUGUACCCAGAUUAUGCAGCUAUCAGCAGGGCGGUCCUGGAUCUGGUCCUCUACUACAACUGGAAAACAGUGACAGUGGUGUAUGAAGACAGCACAGGCCUCAUUCGUCUACAAGAGCUCAUCAAAGCUCCCUCCAGAUAUAACAUUAAAAUCAAAAUCCGCCAGCUGCCCUCUGGGAAUAAAGAUGCCAAGCCUUUACUCAAGGAGAUGAAGAAGGGCAAGGAGUUCUAUGUGAUAUUUGAUUGUUCACAUGGGACAGCUGCUGAAAUCCUUAAGCAGAUUCUGUUCAUGGGCAUGAUGACUGAGUACUAUCACUACUUUUUCACAACCCUGGACUUAUUUGCUUUAGAUCUGGAACUCUAUAGGUACAGUGGUGUAAACAUGACCGGGUUUCGCCUGCUUAAUAUUGACAACCCUCGCGUGUCCUCCAUCAUUGAAAAGUGGUCCAUGGAGAGACUGCAGGCCCCCCCCAGGCCAGAGACUGGCCUUUUGGAUGGCAUGAUGACAACUGAAGCGGCUCUGAUGUAUGAUGCCGUGUACAUGGUGGCCAUUGCCUCCCACCGGGCUUCCCAGCUGACCGUCAGCUCCUUACAGUGUCAUCGACACAAGCCAUGGCGCCUUGGACCCAGAUUUAUGAACCUAAUUAAAGAGGCUCGGUGGGAUGGCCUGACCGGGCGUAUCACCUUCAAUAAAACCGAUGGCUUGAGGAAGGAUUUUGAUCUGGAUAUCAUUAGUCUCAAAGAGGAAGGAACUGAAAAGGCUGCUGGCGAAGUGUCUAAACACUUAUAUAAAGUGUGGAAGAAGAUUGGGAUUUGGAACUCCAACAGUGGCCUUAACAUGACCGAUGGCAACAAAGACAGGUCCAACAAUAUCACCGAUUCACUGGCCAACCGAACACUCAUAGUCACCACCAUUUUGGAAGAACCCUAUGUGAUGUACAGGAAAUCUGAUAAGCCUUUGUAUGGAAAUGACAGAUUUGAAGGGUAUUGCCUGGAUCUGUUGAAAGAAUUGUCAAACAUCUUGGGCUUCAUUUAUGAUGUCAAACUCGUCCCUGAUGGCAAAUAUGGAGCCCAGAAUGACAAAGGAGAGUGGAAUGGAAUGGUCAAAGAACUUAUAGAUCAUAAGGCUGAUCUGGCAGUGGCUCCUCUAACCAUUACCUAUGUUCGGGAGAAAGUCAUUGACUUCUCCAAGCCCUUCAUGACCCUGGGUAUCAGCAUUCUCUACCGGAAGCCCAAUGGUACCAAUCCAGGAGUGUUCUCCUUCCUCAACCCCCUGUCUCCUGACAUUUGGAUGUAUGUGCUCUUAGCCUGCUUGGGAGUCAGUUGUGUACUCUUUGUGAUUGCAAGGUUUACACCCUACGAGUGGUAUAACCCCCACCCAUGCAACCCUGACUCAGAUGUGGUGGAAAACAAUUUUACUUUACUAAAUAGUUUCUGGUUUGGAGUUGGCGCUCUCAUGCAGCAAGGAUCAGAGCUGAUGCCCAAAGCUCUAUCAACCAGAAUAGUUGGCGGGAUAUGGUGGUUUUUCACCUUAAUCAUCAUUUCAUCCUACACUGCCAACCUGGCUGCCUUCUUGACAGUGGAGAGAAUGGAAUCCCCCAUAGAUUCAGCAGAUGAUCUGGCAAAGCAAACCAAGAUAGAAUAUGGGGCAGUCAGAGAUGGAUCCACAAUGACCUUCUUCAAGAAAUCAAAGAUAUCUACCUAUGAGAAGAUGUGGGCAUUUAUGAGCAGCAGGCAGCAGACAGCCCUGGUAAAAAACAGUGAUGAAGGGAUCCAACGAGUACUCACCACUGACUAUGCCCUAUUGAUGGAGUCCACCAGCAUUGAGUAUGUGACGCAGAGAAAUUGCAACCUCACUCAGAUUGGGGGCCUCAUUGACUCCAAAGGUUAUGGAGUGGGAACACCUAUCGGCUCUCCUUACCGGGAUAAAAUCACUAUCGCUAUCCUUCAACUACAAGAGGAGGGCAAACUGCAUAUGAUGAAAGAAAAGUGGUGGCGGGGAAAUGGCUGCCCAGAGGAAGACAGCAAAGAGGCCAGUGCUCUGGGAGUAGAAAAUAUUGGGGGCAUAUUCAUUGUUCUGGCUGCUGGACUGGUCCUCUCUGUAUUUGUAGCCAUUGGAGAAUUUAUAUACAAAUCACGGAAGAACAGUGAUAUUGAACAGAAAGGAAAGUCAUCAAGAAUUAGAUUUUAUUUUAGGAACAAAGUAAGGUUUCAUGGGAGAAAAAAACAAAGCCUUGGUGUAGAGAAGUGUCUCUCUUUCAAUGCCAUCAUGGAAGAACUGGGAAUCUCACUCAAAAAUCAGAAAAAGCUAAAGAAAAAGUCAAGAACUAAGGGGAAAUCUCCCUUCACAAGUAUCCUUACUUGUCAUCAGAGACGAACUCAGAGGAAAGAGACUGUGGCAUGA
Molecule: messenger RNA, 3105 nt
Organism: Puma concolor (puma)
Lineage: Eukaryota; Metazoa; Chordata; Mammalia; Carnivora; Felidae
Source: RefSeq, a predicted model, not a curated record